Molecule: messenger RNA, 2759 nt
Organism: Alosa sapidissima (American shad)
Lineage: Eukaryota; Metazoa; Chordata; Actinopteri; Clupeiformes; Clupeidae
Gene: ccdc80l2
Product: coiled-coil domain containing 80 like 2
Exons: 8
Coding region: 391-2484 (697 amino acids)
Source: RefSeq, a predicted model, not a curated record
GACUUGUACACAUUUGUUUAUCAUGUGUAGGACAUCAGGGCCCUCAGGGAAACACAUCCCACAAGUAUUUGGUUGUAGGGAAGGUUUUGGGAGAGGAGGGGGUCAGGUUUCAGCCAUCCCCUCUCCUAUUUCUCAUUUGUAACGGGGGUGCGCAGCCCCACACUCUCACUGAGGCUCGCAGGCAGGAGCUGCACAUUUGGAGGCUUUGAAGCUGAGAAAAAUUCCAGGAGUUUCCUGUAACAAAGAGAGGGUCUAAUGUGAACCAGAGGGUGCGAGUGUUCGAUCCUCCUGCCUGCUCUCAAUAUCCUGAUGAGUCCUUAGCCACGGCACAGCCUCAGCCUCUCAGCGGACUCAUAUAGUUUGAUUGACAGCGUGAUUACACCUGCGAGGAUGCCUGGGGUGUAUCUCCUCCUGGCUUUGAUUGCAUUCUGGAUACACAGCACAGUGCUGGCUGACUCUGAAGCAUUAAAGGGCAGGAGGUCCAACUCGAGGGAUGGCUCUUCUGGAUCUUCCGGAUCUUUCCACCAGGGGAACCCCAGGGCGGACCGAUCUGAAGAAAGGAACGGUGGAUUGGCCCCGGAGCUGGACUUCGUGGCCGAGUUUGCCGGAAAGCACCGCCUGUGGGUGAUCACAGCCCCCUCCCACACGGACAACUACCUUCUCAUGAUGGAGAAGCAGAUCCAGGACAUGGAGCCAGAGGGGCUCAACUGCCGCCUGGCCGAGAGGGACACCCUCGUCGUCACCAUCAUCCAGAACGCCAUGAUGGAAGGCAAACUACGGCGAAUCAGCACACAGGGGGACGUCACGGAGGAGAGCCUAGACUCGGACAUGGUGACCAAACUGCUCCACUACCUGCAGAUCGAGGACCAGACCUUCACCAUGCUCAUCCUCAAGAAGAAUCUCAAGGUGGGCGAGCGUUUCCCCUAUCCCGUCCGAGUUGCGGCCAUCCUAGAGGUGAUCGACCAGCUGCCGGCGCGGAAGCUGGAGAAGGUGGCUCGGAAGGCCUCAACUGAGAAGUGCAAGAUCAUCAAGAAGAGGCUGGUGGCGAAGAAGCCGACCGCUGUGAGAAGGAGAGUCUUCAGUCCCCAGAGGCAAGGUAAUGUCGCGACGGUCAACGCCAACCAACGCAAGCCCGUCGACAAGAAGGUGGCUCUGCGGAGUAAAAUCCAGGACAUACUCAAUGGGCACUCCAGGUAUGUCAUCCGCAAAGCACCAGCCGUGCCAAAAGGAGCCGAUUCCCCGCUGCCAUACACCAGUGAUGCCAAAGACAACCAGAGAGGAACUGGGAGCAGGAGCGGGAAGCGGAGAGGGAGCGAGCAUGAAGCCGCCACAGACGUGGAGGAAGCCAGAGAUGGGGAUCAAACCAGUGACCAAACAGCACGGGAUCAGAAGAACGAGGAGUCCAAAUCCAAAAAGAAAGGGAAAGGAAAGAAGGACAGAAAAAAGAAGGGGAAGAGAGGGGGGAAGACAUCAGAAAAAGAUGCACAUCAGACAGAGGGAGGAAUCCUCAAAGACUUCCUACAGAAAUUCCAGGGGAAAAGGAGGUUAAUGAUCAUCUCAGCCCCCAGUAAUGUGGAGGCCCCUUAUGAAAAACAGAAGGAGCUAAACGAGCAGCAUCAGUGUGCCCUGGCUAUGAGGAAGGUCUCCAUGCUCUCCAUACUGGGAUCCGAGUCAAACGCCAUACUCAACCUCCAACACUAUCAGUUGGAUUCUGAAACCCCUUUAGAGGCUCAACCUGAUAGGAUGGCAGAUCCUGAUUUGAUUGCUCAGAUGUUGAAAGAGUAUGGAGUAACUACAAAAGAAUUCUCGAUGGUGGUCACAGACUAUGAUUUAAAACCUAAGAGGUCUUUUAAGAAACCAGCAGCUGCAGCGGACCUCAGCCAGCUCAUAGACACCUUCCCCUCCAGACAGCCUGAGAAGGAGCAGGAGAGAGGGGCCCCAUCCACCUGCUCUGGCUCCAGUGCAGCCCAGAGCUCCCUACUCAGGUUCAUGUCUAAGCGAAGGCUCCUGAUCAUCUCUGCUCCAUCUGAGGAUGACUACUCAUAUCAGCAGCAGCUGCUGGCCAUGAGGGGACAGGAGUGUCCCAUGGGUAUCCGCCAUUUUGCCAUGCUGAAAUUAAUUGGGUCAGGACAAACCGCUUCUGGAACAGUGGAGUUGUUUCCACUCAAUGGAAAAAGCCAGACUGAGAAAGAGCCUCUGUCUCAAGACGUGGUGAACGGCCUCCGGGACCAGCUGAAGAUCAACAAGGACUACUUCAGCAUGGUGGUGGUGGGCAAGGACAGCGAUGUGAAGGCCUGGUUCCCCUCUCCCAUGUGGUCGCUGGCUAACAUCCAUGACCUGGUGGACUCCAUGGAGCUACGGCAGCAGGAGGAGAAGCUCCAGAGGACCCUGGGAAUCCACUGCCCGGAGGACGGCGGGGCCACCGACCACGGCUACGACACGGGGGGCGCCGACAGCUACCUCUACCACCGGCCGGAGGAGUAGAGGGCGGAGGACUAGAUAGACAAAGCUGGAGAGACAUCCAGGCUGAAGAGCAGCUGUAGAAUUCCACAGGACUCCCAGGUAGCAGCUGACUUCAGAACAGAUCUGGGGUUUGGCCCUGAACUGGACCAUGAGGAGACUCUGGAGGACCAGAUCUGAUCUGCAGUCAGCUGCCAACUGCUUCCUGGGGAGGACAUUAGACAAGGACGGAUGGAAUACAAUAGUACAAGCUAAAUAAAAUGAAAUUACCAGUUGUUAUCAGCUUCUCUAUUAAAGUU